This is a messenger RNA of Podarcis muralis (Common wall lizard), 1011 nucleotides long. NCBI's taxonomy places the organism in Eukaryota, Metazoa, Chordata, Lepidosauria, Squamata, Lacertidae. The record is from RefSeq and is a predicted model, not a curated record.
AUGGAGUCCGGCACACUUCCGUGCCCCCACUGGACCCCCGUGGAUAGCUCUCCGUCAGCUUCUUGUAGCAGAGUCAUCGCAGCGCCAUCGAUUUUUCUGGAGAAGAUUCUGACAUUCAAUCCCAUGGACCGGCUGACCGCAGAGAUGGGUUUGCAACACCCUUAUAUGAGUCCCUAUUACUGUCCUGAAGACGAGCCUGUUUCUCAGCACCCAUUCCGGAUUGAAGACGAGAUUGAUGACAUUUUGCUGAUGGAAGCGAACCAAAGCCAGAUGUCCAACUGGGACAGGUACCAAGUCAGCUUAUCCUCAGAUUUGGAAUGGAGGCAAGAGAAGUGCCACGAUUUGGAGGAGGUGCAACGAGAUCCCAGAGCGGGGUCAGAAUCCAUUGCUGAGGAGGCUCAGGUGGACCCGCGCAAAUAUUCCCAGAGCAGCUCCGAGAGAUUCCUGGAGCAGUCACAUUCCUCGAUGGACCGAGCGUUUGAGGGAGAUUACGGGCGGUCGUGUGAUUACAAAGUGGGGUCGCCUUCCUAUUUGGACAAGCUCUUGUGGAGGGACAACAAGCUCCAUCAUUAUUCAGAGCCCAAGCUCAUCUUAGACUUGUCCCACUGGAAAAGGGCAUCUAUUGCACCUACGGCGGAGAUCGCCUUGGAGGAGGAACCAUCCAACCUAUUCCUAGAGAUAGCCCAGUGGGUUACAAGUACCCAGACAGGACUUGAAUGCCCAAAUCCUCUCCCAGAGAUCCAGGAGAGGAGCUUACCAUCUUCUCCUCACCAUCUCCACAAAGAAGCUAAGGAGGUCGGCAGCGAAAGCGACCCCCAGUUUGACUUGGACGUCUUCAUUUCCAGGGCAUUAAAACUUUGCACAAAGCCAGAAGAUCUGCCUGACAACAAGCUCAAAGACAUCAACGGCGCAUGCCUAGCAGAGCACCCUAGUGAGAUUGUACAGACGGAGGUGUACCAUAAAGAGAGGUGGUAAAAUAAUAAUAAUAAUAAUUAAACGUUGCUGCUGGUA